Cryptomeria japonica (Japanese cedar) is the source of this 909-nucleotide messenger RNA. RefSeq lists its product as uncharacterized. Bases 120 to 509 code for a protein of 129 amino acids. The record is from RefSeq and is a predicted model, not a curated record. Lineage: Eukaryota; Viridiplantae; Streptophyta; Pinopsida; Cupressales; Cupressaceae. The transcript is spliced from 4 exons.
AAGCCUUUUCUUAUCAGGAUUCGGUGGUCUUCAUUUAUUUAUUUAUUUAAGUAGCUUUCAGGAUAUGUUUUGAUAAACAAUAAGACUUUCCCUGAAAAAGAUUGUGCUGUUUUGUGAAGAUGGUAAAGCUGGGGUUAUGGAGGACGGGUCAUUCCCCAUCCUUAUUCCCUUUGGUUUCAACGCCUCUGAUACCUUCUGGCUCAGAUGGCAGGAGGACGGCCACAUGGAGUGCCCCUGUGUCCCUGCCAAAAACCAAGCCUGUUAAAAUAUCACUUGUCACCUCAGCAUUCAGAGGAAUCCCAGGAAUAAAACUGGUUUCAAGAGGAUGUAGCAAAUGCAAAGGAAAGGCAGCCAUUGAAUGCCCAGGCUGCAAGGGUACUGGUAAAAACAAGAAGAAUGGUAACAUGUUCGAGAGGUGGAAGUGCUAUGAUUGUCAAGGUUUUGGCCUGGUGAGCUGCCCUAGCUGUGGAAAAGGAGGCCUGACCCCUGAACAAAGAGGAGAAAGAUAAGAAAGUGAUUAUAGAAUUUAAAUGAAUAACAACAAACUCUAAAACCUAUUGACAGUAGUAGUUAAUUGUGUGUAGUAGUAGAGAUCGGCAAAUAAUGGACUGUAUUUAGACCUAUUGACAGUAGUAGUUAAUUGUGUGUAGUAGUAGAGAUCGGCAAAUAAUAACUCUGAUAAUGUAGCCUUUGGCACUGUAACUGUCAAGAAAAGGUAGAUUUGGUGUUGUAUUGUAUGGUUUUCAUGCCAUAAGUGUGCUCAGUAGACUGUAUGGUUCAGUGAACCAAUAUAUUCGUAUGCAAAGGCUAUGUAAAGAGCUAGUGUAUGUCAUGACUUGUUAUAAUAAAAUGUCAACAAUGUAAAUAUAUUUUAAAUAAUAAUCACAUCUAUCUAUAUUCACAUAAUAA